Molecule: messenger RNA, 969 nt
Organism: Malassezia japonica
Lineage: Eukaryota; Fungi; Basidiomycota; Malasseziomycetes; Malasseziales; Malasseziaceae
Product: inositol-phosphate phosphatase
Exons: 3
Coding region: 1-969 (322 amino acids)
Biological process (GO): signal transduction; inositol metabolic process
Molecular function (GO): inositol monophosphate 1-phosphatase activity
Source: RefSeq, a predicted model, not a curated record
AUGCCGCUGGACUUGGACGAGGUGCUAGACUUUGCGAUUGCGCUUUCGCAGCGUGCCGGCCAGGCGAUUGUUGAAGGUUCUGAGACGCGCUUUAAGAAUGCGACCGGAUUCGACGAGAAGAAGAACACGGCGGAUCUCGUGACCGAGACCGACCAGAACACGGAGAAGCUCGUGUGCGAGUCGAUCAAGGCGCGCUUCCCCGACCACCAGUUUAUCGGCGAAGAGAGCUGGGCGGCCGGCGAGCAGGCCGAGGUCACCGAUGCGCCGACGUGGAUCAUCGACCCGAUCGACGGGACGACCAACUUUGUCAAGGGCUUCCCGUUCGUGUGCAUCUCUAUCGGAUUCGUCUACCAGUCCGAGCCGGUGGUCGGUGUGAUCUUUGCGCCGUUCAUGGGCCAUCUGUACGCUGCACGCAAAGGCAGCGGCGCGUUUAUGACGUCGCCGCUGCACCCCGAGCGCCGCUCGCUCCCCCUCGCGCAGCCCCAGCCGCUGCCGUCGCUGAAGCAGGCGCUCCUUGCGUUUGAGUGGGGCUCGGACCGCUCGAAGGAGGUGAUGGACAUGAAGUCGCGCACCUUCCAGCGCCUCACCGGCGACGCAGCCGGCGGCGUGCAAGGCGGCGAGAUGGCGCUCGGCGUGCGCUCCGUCGGCUCGGCGGCGCUCAACUUUGCGCACGUCGCGUCCGGCUGCCUCGACCUCUACUGGGAGAUUGGGUGCUGGGCGUGGGAUGUGUGUGCGGGCAUGGUGAUUGCGCGCGAAGCUGGCUGUGCAGUGGUCGGUUCCAAGGACGCUGCCGCCGCCGCCGCCGCCCAGGGCGCGUGGCCCCCGGCGGUCACGCCCAAGGUCCUCACCGGUCGCAAGUACCUCGUCGUGCGUGCGAUCGGCGAUGUGCCGAGCGAGUCGGGCGCCGACGCGCAGAAGCGCACCAUCGGCGCAUUCUACGGCGCGGUGGAAGAGUGGGACCCCAAGUAG